This is a messenger RNA of Laccaria bicolor S238N-H82, 666 nucleotides long. RefSeq lists its product as uncharacterized. The record is from RefSeq and is a predicted model, not a curated record. Lineage: Eukaryota; Fungi; Basidiomycota; Agaricomycetes; Agaricales; Hydnangiaceae. The transcript is spliced from 4 exons. Bases 1 to 666 code for a protein of 221 amino acids.
AUGGUAAAUGUUAUCGGAGGUCGCCUUAAACGUCGAAAUAUUAGGGGCUCUCAGACCCGUUUUAAAGCUCUAAUUUUUUAUGCUACAAUUUCUAUGAGCUACCUAGAAAGUGAAAUUUCGGGAAAUCAUGGAAAUAGCCAGGAAAUUUCUGGUAACAACUGCAAAUUUCAUGGAAGGCUCGGAAAUUGUUCAAUAAUUUUCCAAUAUGAACUUUAUAUUUGCUUGAUUACAUGGUGCCAUCUACAAUUGUGUAUGCCCACCUCGAAUGUCAUGCUUUCUGUGAAAGACAGUGACAGGCGACAAACAACUUCAAGUCGCGAGACAAUUCGUUUUAAGUCCGUUGAAACUCCGACAUCAUGUGAUUAUGUUGAACUUUUGAAUUUCCCAACACGGAAAUUCAUUGUUCUUCCUUCCCACCUCAAUGUUCAACUUGUCCUCGACAAACGGUGUCCUCCCUCGUCGAGUUACAGCAUCCUCCCUCCCUCGUUGACGAACCGCGUCCCUCGACAAACGGUGUCCUCCCUCGUCCAUGAACGGUGUCCUCCCUCCCUUGAAGAACAGCAUCCUCCCUCUCUUGAAGAACGGCUUCCUCCCCCCCUUGAAGAAUGGCUCCCUGCCUCCCUUGAAGAACAGCUCGCUCCCGUGAAGAAUGGCUUCCUCCCUUAA